UCGGGCGCUACCGCUCAAUGUGUGUUUGGCGCUCGACACGACCGGACGGACGGAAAACUCGCUGCCACCGCGCUUGCUGGCUGCUGGAAGAAAAAGGGAGUGUGUGUAUCUGUGUGAUCGCGUGUGCGUGCGUGCGUGCGUGUGUGAAAAGCUGCUCCCCGAAACGGGUGCUCCCGGUCGGUAGAAUCGGAGUGUCGGAUGUGUGCGAUUGUGCGCCCCCACGCGUGUGUACACAUCGUUGUGCGCGGUUCGUGGAGGAAUUAAUUACGGUGCAGUGAAAAUUGAUCUGCAAUUGGCAGCAAUUGGUGAAAAUAAUACCCAACACACACACAUAGUUACACACGCAGACACAUACGCCCCGCACAGGCAGGGAAGGGGGUUUGUCCGAAUUUUCCGCAACCAUACACACACACACACACACGCACACACCAGAAGGCCAUGUUGGUUUUUUCACCAGCGCGAUAUUGAUUGGGGCGGACGAGGUCGACGAGCAUUGGGCAGUAGUGCGAAGAAGAAGAAAAAGGCAAAGAAGAAGAGCAGAACGGGAAAACAUCCCCCCCUCUGUCUGGGCCGUGGUGUAAUUGAGAUGAUAUCGAGUCCGUGAAAUAGCCAGAACGGCAAUCAAACAGGGGCAGCAAGAAGAAGAAGAAGAAGAAGAAGCAAACAAAAGGGAAGGAAAACGAAGAAGAAAGAUCGUUGUUUAAUUUAACCACUCUCGUGUGUUGGUAGUGGCGCCCGUCGCAAAUUGUGGGUGUGCUAGUGGGCAUUGAGUGACCAUAGAGCGACCAGUGGUGGUGGCAGUGGUGGUGGUGGAUUCGUUUGGUGGUGAAAAUAAAUCAUCCCCUGUGUGUGUGCGCGUUCGAAGUGUGUUCGAUUGGUGGUGCCCCCCGUCUGUAACGUCCGGUUUUCCUGCUCCCCCGUGUGCUCUCCCAGCCUCCCAUGCACGGAGCGUAGCGUGGGUUACCAUGAGGAACGCGGCGAAAGAUACGGUCGCAUCGCAGCAGCCCGCCGCGUUCACCGAUAAGGUCAAUUAUGGUGGCGGCGUGAUUGAGUCGAUAAACCUCAAGAACGACCGGAACGGUGCACCGACGGCAAACCAGCACCGGAACAGCCUGCAGCAGCACCAGCAGCAGCAACUACAGAAGCGACCGUCGGUCGUGAAGGGUGGCCCAGGCGGAGGCAGAGGAACGGCACGCCACGUAUCGACGUCCAGCGAGGCCACCGACACGUCCGGGAGCAGCUGCAGCGAUGGGGACACGACGUCCUCGUCCUACGACGAGCCGAACCUGCCCUACCCGGGCUUCACCGAGUACUCGCUCAAGUACCUCACACAGGACUCGAAGCCGCGCAUCUGGUGCCUGCAGCUCAUCACUAAUCCGUGGUUUGAGCGAAUUUCGAUGUUAGUCAUUCUGCUGAACUGCGUCACCCUUGGCAUGUAUCAGCCGUGCGUGGAUGAUGCGUGCGUUACAAAUCGCUGCAAAAUUUUGCAGAUCUUUGAUGACAUCAUCUUUGCCUUCUUCUCGCUCGAGAUGACAAUCAAGAUCGUGGCGAUGGGGGCCUGGGGCAAGGGCACCUACCUGGCCGACUCCUGGAACCGGCUCGACUUCUUCAUCGUGCUGGCCGGUGCGCUCGAGUACUGUCUGCAGGUGGAAAACCUUAACCUAACCGCCAUCCGGACGAUCCGCGUACUGCGCCCGCUGCGUGCCAUCAACCGCAUACCGAGCAUGCGAAUCCUCGUGAUGUUGCUGCUGGACACGCUGCCCAUGCUCGGCAAUGUGCUGCUGCUGUGCUUCUUCGUGUUCUUCAUCUUCGGCAUCGUCGGGGUGCAGCUGUGGGAAGGCAUCCUGCGCCAGCGGUGCGUCAUCAAGCUACCGGACAACGUGUCCCCACCGUCCUACCUCACGUCGUCCCCGCGUAACAUUUACUACCGAAUUGUUAAUCAGAAAAAAAUCAAAACAGAUGUCUCCUUUUACUACGAGUUCUCCAAGGAGCAGGACUACAUCUGCUCCAAGCCGGAAGACUCCGGGAUGCAUCUGUGCCAGAAUCUGCCCCCGUAUCGAAUAGGACCGCUCCUGUGCAAUGACAGUGCACUGCCCUACUCGGAGAAUGAACCAACGGCUACGGCCUGUGUGAACUGGAACCAGUAUUACACGAACUGUACGCAGCUGGGCAACAAUCCCUUCCAGGGCACGAUAUCAUUCGACAACAUAGGGCUAGCCUGGGUGGCAAUAUUUCUUGUCAUAUCGCUCGAAGGUUGGACGGAUAUAAUGUACUACGUGCAGGACGCACACAGCUUCUGGGAUUGGAUCUACUUUGUGCUGCUGAUAGUGAUCGGUUCCUUCUUCAUGAUCAACCUCUGCCUGGUCGUCAUCGCAACGCAGUUUUCCGAGACGAAGAAGCGCGAGAUGGAACGGAUGAGACAGGAGCGGGCCCGCUUCACAUCCUCGUCGACGCUCGCUUCCAGCACCAACAACUCCGAGCCGACGACCUGCUACGCCGAGAUCGUCAAGUACAUCGGGCACCUUUACCGACGUUUCAAGCGCCGCCUCAUUAAGAAGUUACGAUUGUAUAAAUACCACAUGCAGAAGCGCAAGGAAGGUCUUAUACCGUGCACGCCCGAAACCAUCACACUGUCGCCGAACAAAAUCAAAGCCCAUCACCCGAAAUGUCCACGGAUGGGUGCGCUGCUACAGCAGCAGCACGCCUCGAUCACUAACCUGCAGCAGCAGAAGAACAAACACGACCUGCAGUCCAGCCUGUCCAUCAAUCGGACGGGUGUCACGCUGAACCAUCCCGAGCCGGGAACCAUCGUACCAUCGGCGGACAAUCAGGUUUCAUCGCCCGAGGUUUCGGAGAUUGUCUCGCUGGAGAACAUUAAAAACAAUGCACUGAACAACUCUACCACGUAUCUGAACGAGGAUCGACAGAAAGUGCUACUGCUGAAGAUCAACAAUGAGGAUCAAUCGAACGGACAAGAUCACCACUGUAUGCCAAGCUUGCUGAGUCCUCCGUCAGCAGGUAGACGAAGAUCGUCCGUUAUGUUUAACGAAUAUGUAGUGCUUCAUACGCCUCCAACCAUUACAGAACCACCGCAAGAUAAGAAUGUGUACUGUUUGGAGAAAAUGACCCAAGCAGGUGACGGUAGUAUCUGGCAGGUCAACUUGCCACACUCACUGCAGACAGUGAGUACCGUGUUCAACGAGUACUCCGACCUCUGCCUGUCUGACGCGAUGACCUGCCAGGAGCUGUUAGCGUUCUCGGUGGCCUUCUCGGCCGCCCUGCCCACCGGUCAAACCACGCUGGAAUCGUUCUACACCUCGCUGAAGCGUGCGAAGGGUGCCGAACCGGCACGGCAAACGAACGCCACACUGCCCCUGCCGGAAAUUGAACGCCUCAGCAGCAAAUCCAGCAACGAGCCGUCGCGCACCAGCUUCGACCCGGUGUCGGCCGGCAUCAACAACAUCAACAUGGAGGAGUUUGCCUGCUGCUACGAGUACUACCAAAACCAGGGCCUGGCGGAGGAGAAGCGUCCGCAGCGCUCCAAGUGCGCGCGGGCGCUCCUCGCGGUGUGGCGGUGCUUCCGCCGCACCUGCCACUUGACGCGCGUGCUCGUGAAGAAGCUGGUCGAUCACAAGUACUUCCAGCAGGGCAUACUGCUGGCGAUCCUCAUCAACACGCUCUCGAUGGGCAUCGAGUACCAUGAUCAACCGGCCGAGCUGACGGCGAUCGUCGAGACGAGCAACAUCGUCUUCUCGGCCAUCUUUGCGGUGGAGAUGAUCCUGAAGGUGAUUGCCGAGGGCCCGUUCCGGUACGUGGCGAACGGGUUCAACGUGUUCGAUGGUGUGAUCGUCAUACUGAGUGUGGUGGAGCUAGGCCAAUCCUAUCUGGGCGAGGGCCAGGGCAGCUCGGGUCUGAGCGUGUUGCGCACAUUUCGGCUGCUGCGCAUACUGAAGCUCGUGCGCUUCAUGCCCAAUCUGCGCCGGCAGCUGUUUGUCAUGCUGCGCACCAUGGACAACGUGGCCAUCUUUUUCAGCCUGCUGAUACUCUUCAUAUUCAUAUUCAGCAUUCUUGGCAUGUACCUUUUUGGAGGUAAGUUCUGUAAGUUUGUCGAAGAAAGCGGGAAAGAAAGGGAAUGUACUUGUCCAGAAAUUGUCUCCAAGCAUCCGCAAUGUGAAUGCGACCGUAAACAUUUCAACAAUAUCCUCUGGGCCACUGUUACCGUCUUUCAAAUUCUCACGCAGGAAGACUGGAACGUGGUGCUGUUCAAUGGCAUGGAAAAGACUAGCCACUGGGCUGCACUGUACUUUGUCACACUGAUGACGUUUGGCAACUAUGUGUUGUUCAAUCUGCUGGUCGCCAUUCUGGUGGAAGGCUUCAGCUCGGAGCGUAACGAGCGAAGGGAGCGUGAGCAGCGCGAGCUGGUGAAGGCCAAGCUGAAUGCGGAAGCCCUGGCCCAGGAGCAGAGCAUGGAGGUGUACGAUGAUCAGCGCAGCUUUUCCGAAUCGUCCACCACCGACAGCUACAACGGAUCGCGUGGCAAGUGGUACAGCGUGGAGGAACUAACCAAGGUGCGGAAUUUGGACAUCAAAUGCAACAUUCAGAAGCAGCGGCUGCUUCAACCCAACUACGAGGAUCCGAAGAACGUGGCCCAGAAGAACAAGCGGGAAAAGGAUGUGUCCAAGCCGGAACCGACUGCGACCAAAAAACUUAGAGGGAAAAAGGCGGAAUCUUUAAAGCUAUACAACAUCCAGGUGCAGGAUCCGCCGAUCAUUACCACUACUGCAGCGACGCCCCAAGAUUCGCCAAGCGGUACGAUGGAAUCGGGCACGAGCUUCAAGGACUGGGAUCAGGCGGACUUUGAAAAGUACGAGCGGGAGAAUUCUUCCCUGCUGAAGCCACCCUCCAUACUUGGCUCGCUCAAAACGCUGGACGAUCGUUCAUUUUUCGAGGGUACACCUGUGCUGAACGAAAUGCGUAAGAAGCACGACAAAAAUCACACCACCUCGUCCGACAGCCGGCUGUCGGUGGUGGACAAGCAGCAGAAGAAGCAGCAGGAAAAGUCUCUCACCGAGUCGGCGAGCGCACCGAAAGCCGUUGGUAAGGACGAAACCGCUAACGGUGGACUCCAUCGGCAAGCGUCCACGGAGGAGGGAGUACUAAACAAUGGGAAGAUCUUAUCCCAGCCAAAGGGUUUCGGUGCUACUGAUCGCCGUACGCUUGAUCCCCUGUUGGAAAAAAGCAACCGCAUUCAGAAUGAUACGCAGGGCUCGAGGACGCCGAAUCGCAGGCGCAGCUCGGUACGGCGAUCGUCCUCGGUGAAGGUUGACAGUGGUGCCAGCAGCAUCGCUAGCAAUCUCAGCCUAACGUCCCAUCCGCGCUGCUACUACAACAACGGCAGCACCAAGUAUUACUUCGAUCGCAAAAACUCUCUGCGACUGUGUGACAUUCGGACACCGAACAACCGGCGCCGUAUGUCAUCGUUUGAGCAGGCAUACCACAAACAGUCACCGAUGAGCAGCAUCCGAAACUUGGAAAUCAAACAGCUGCAGGACGAAAUGGAUAAGGGCAAGCUGGACAAGUCGUCGAACGCGUUCAAGAUCGCAGGCAACAGCACCGAUCUAACCGGCAAGGCAACGCGCAACGAUGGAACGCCCAAGAAGAAGGGCAAGGGACGGUUGAAGCAGUUUUUCCGCAUGGUAACACCGUACCAUUUCGUGGAGGAUCAUGAAACGUACACGCUGUACCUGUUUCCCGAGCACAACCGAUUUCGACAGAUUUGUUCCUGGUUCGUCAACCAGAAAUGGUUCGAUAACGUCAUCCUGCUGUUUAUCGCACUCAACUGCAUCACGCUGGCCAUGGAACGGCCCAACAUUCCACCGAACUGUACCGAGCGAUACUUUCUCGCCACUGCCAACUAUGUUUUCACUGGCGUUUUUGCGGUGGAAAUGUUUAUUAAGGUCGUUUCGGCUGGAUUGUUCUAUGGACCGGAUGCGUACUUCACCUCGGGAUGGAACAUUAUGGACGGUUCGCUGGUCACUAUCUCCAUUGUGGAUCUGCUGAUGUCGCUGAUAAGCGAAUCGAGUCCCAGGAUCUUUGGAAUCUUGCGAGUGUUCAGGUUGCUGCGAUCGCUACGCCCGCUAAGGGUGAUCAACCGAGCGCCCGGCCUGAAGUUGGUUGUCCAGACGCUGCUGUCUUCGCUGCGCCCGAUCGGUAACAUCGUACUGAUCUGCUGCACCUUUUUCAUCAUCUUUGGCAUAUUGGGUGUGCAGCUAUUCAAGGGCACUUUCUACUACUGCGAAGGGGAAAACAUCAAGGGAGUGAAAAACAAGCAGGACUGUCUGGCGAUCGAGGGAAACGUUUGGAUCAACCGGAAGUACAACUUUGACGAUCUCGGCAAAGCGCUCAUGUCGCUGUUCGUGCUGUCGUCACGCGACGGUUGGGUUAACAUCAUGUACACCGGGCUCGAUGCCGUUGGCGUGGAUCAACAGCCAAUCGUCAACUACAACGAGUGGCGCCUGCUGUACUUCAUUGCCUUCAUACUGCUCGUGGGAUUCUUUGUGCUGAACAUGUUCGUUGGAGUGGUCGUCGAGAACUUCCACCGUUGCCGGGAGGAGCAGGAAAAGGAGGAAAAAAUACGCCGUGCUGCCAAACGAGCGCUGCAGAUGGAGAAAAAGCGAAAAAGAAUGCACGAGCCGCCGUACUAUACCAACUAUUCGCCGAUGCGACUGUUUGUGCACAACGUGGUCACCUCGAAGUACUUCGAUCUGGCGAUUGCCGCCGUGAUAGGGCUGAACGUGGUCACGAUGGCCAUGGAAUACUACAUGAUGCCGCUGGCAUUGGAGUAUGCGCUGAAGAUUUUUAACUAUUUCUUCACUGCCGUCUUUAUACUCGAGGCGGCAAUGAAGCUGCUCGCGCUAGGCGUGAAGAUAUACAUGAAAGAUCGCUGGAACCAGCUGGACGUCGCGAUCGUGAUACUGUCGAUCGUGGGCAUUGUGCUGGAGGAACUGGAAACGAACAUUAUACCGAUCAAUCCGACCAUCAUACGUGUAAUGCGCGUCCUGCGGAUCGCCCGCGUACUAAAGCUGCUGAAGAUGGCCAAGGGUAUCCGUGCUCUCCUGGACACCGUAAUGCAGGCGUUGCCACAGGUCGGUAACCUGGGCCUGCUGUUUUUCCUACUAUUCUUUAUCUUUGCCGCACUCGGUGUGGAGCUGUUCGGGCGGCUCGAAUGCUCCGACGAGGUGCCGUGCCAGGGUUUGGGAGAGCAUGCACACUUUGCCAACUUCGGUAUGGCCUUCUUGACGCUGUUCCGUGUGGCCACCGGUGACAACUGGAACGGCAUCAUGAAGGACACGCUGCGGGACGACUGCGACGACGCGGCCGAUUGCGUGAAGAAUUGCUGCGUGAGCACGAUCAUAGCGCCGAUCUUCUUCGUCAUCUUCGUGCUGAUGGCACAGUUCGUAUUGGUGAAUGUGGUUGUGGCCGUGCUGAUGAAGCAUCUGGAAGAAAGCCACAAGCAGAUGGAAGAUGAUUUGGAUAUUGAAACGGAGCUGGAACGCGAAUUCGAAAGAGAGCAAGAGUUUGAGGAGGAACAAGCGCUUUGCAUGCAGCUGAACGAUGAUAACAACCAAGUUCAAAAACGCCCACUAACCAAAGUUUCUUCCUUGCCUUCGAAUUUCACGUACAGUACUCCGAUCUUGGAGAAGAAGAGCAAUAUUCAACGUCGUCAGACCAUACAGUAUUUCAACCAGAAUCUAGGCCUCUCGGUUUUCAACUCAUACACCAAUAACAAUUCCUAUGACGAAACGGCGGAGAACAAUAUCAACGCCGAGGGCGAAGAGUUAGACCCGGGUGGUGGCGUCCCGGGCGCCCGGGACGAGUGCGAGGAGAAGAAGAUGAAGAAGAUUGGCGAGGGGGUCGGCGGCCUGGUGGUUGCCGACGGUGGGAAGGGCGUUGGCUCCGACAGCCUGAACUCGGCCAAGGAGUACAACGUCAACUCGAAAAACGUUAACAAGAAGAUCCUGAUCAACAAGACGAACCUUUUCAGCAAGUCUUGCGAUGGUCGGCCCUCGGGCGGGGACGGUAAGCGGGGCAAGGGUGGUUUCAAGGAGGAAUGCCUAAACAUUUCAAUACCGACGGUACCGCUGGUGAUCGGUGGCGCCGGCAAACCCGAGACCGGCCGGCCGGACGAUCCCCAUCACCGGGGCGCAUCGGCACCGGCCGGUCUCGCUGAUGGUUCGGAGGGCGACGUUCCGGUUGAAUCACAGUGCUCGACAAUCACCUCGUCUAGUAGAUCGCGGCAUCAAGCCGGUAGCAAGCUGGAAUCACGUCAAUUGAGCUUGGACUACGAACCGACCAGAACCCCGCGGCCGAACCCGGACGGUGACGGGGUGCCGCUCGCGACCGAUGGGUGCGUGCCGGUGGCGCCCGCGGGCCCAGGCCCUGCGUCCUCCGCUGUCGGGAACGGUGGCAGCAGCAACACGACGACCAGCGGCAGCACUGUUUCGAACAAAUCGUUUCUAUCGGUUCCGAAGCUGCAGCCCAAAAGCCGAUCCGGCAGCACCAAGCAGCUGUUCAAACAGUCCGCCCUGGACGAGGACGGGGAGACGAACGACGAGAGCUCCCUGCUGCUUCCGGUGGCCACCGUCGCCGACAGUGGCGGCCCCGGCAGCAACCAUUGCCACGGGGGCGGCGGCACCCUGCUCGCCAUACCGGGCGAGGGCGGCGGUUUCGGUGCGGAUACGGUCAAGAAUUCGGAAUCGUGCGAAAUCAUUCGCAUCAUUUCCGAGCGACGCAAAAUUUAAAAACACAAAAAAAAACCAACAGCACAAUGCAGAAACAGGCAUGGUAGAGGUGUACCAUGCGGGCGGUGUGCUGUGCGUUUACCCAUUUGUUUGUGCCCGCGCACAACCAUAACCCCAAGCAAUUAAGAUUACAUUCGUAGGUUUGUUAAAAAAAAAUAACGGUCAAACUGUUCAUUACAUCAAGUAUUAUUAGCUGGUCUUUAGAUAGUGAUUUUAUGCAAACAGUGCCAACUCCAACCAUCUUCAGAGCCGUACACGAAGGUACGGCGGCGGAAGCGUAAAAGCAAUUCACCCCGGAUGAGGUUGCCCGGGGUAACGUGGGCCGUGUUUCGACGGUUCAAAACGAAUCUUUCUCUCUUUCGGUUUCUAUUCUUCCUUUCGGUAGGAGAGGUUUGAGGCUACACACAUGUGGACUAGCAGAACAGAUUCAGGAUAUUCAGUCGCUCCCAGUAUGCCGGCACAGCUAGGGCCUAAUUGACGCAUGCCGUCUCUCAUGGCUCUCUUCCUGUUUGCUCGGGCGGCAGGAAAGGAAACAAAGGAAAAACAUGGAUCAAAAAGGACAAUCUUAGAAGUAUCGCCUUUAUAGAAGUGAAUUUAGCAGGAAGCAGAACUAUGAAGUUUUGUAUUCAUAUUGAAAUUGAUGGUGUAUUAGGUCUAGCAAACAAAAAAAAACAACAAAAAAGGAGGGAUAAAACUAGCAAAUCCUCAAGCGUAACAACAAGUGUACUCUCGUUAUUAUGGAAAGUAGCACUCUCCGAUUUAUCUAUUACUAUUGUUCCAGGUAAUAAAGAAAUAGUAUACGUAA
Molecule: messenger RNA, 9606 nt
Organism: Anopheles coluzzii
Lineage: Eukaryota; Metazoa; Arthropoda; Insecta; Diptera; Culicidae
Gene: Ca-alpha1T
Product: voltage-dependent T-type calcium channel subunit alpha-1G
Exons: 25
Coding region: 966-8801 (2611 amino acids)
Biological process (GO): membrane depolarization during action potential; calcium ion import; sodium ion transmembrane transport
Cellular component (GO): voltage-gated sodium channel complex; voltage-gated calcium channel complex; plasma membrane
Molecular function (GO): low voltage-gated calcium channel activity; voltage-gated sodium channel activity
Source: RefSeq, a predicted model, not a curated record